AUCUAUAGCUAUAUGUUGUAUUAAUGUAUACAAAUUGGCAUAUAGUACAUAUAUUAUUAAAAUCGAAUGUUAGGAGUGUAUAUUUAUGUAUAUAUUGCGGAAAAUUACUGAAAAAUCAAAGCUUUCUCUAAAUUCGGCAGACGUAAAAUAAAGAUGAUUAAGGCGAUUUUAGUUUUCAACAAUCAUGGGAAGCCGAGGCUUUCCAAGUUCUACCAAUACUUCAAUGAAGAUAUGCAGCAACAGAUAAUAAAAGAGACUUUUCAGCUUGUCUCGAAACGAGAGGAUAACGUAUGCAAUUUUUUAGAAGGUGGAAGUCUUAUCGGUGGCUCAGACUACAAACUGAUAUAUCGCCAUUAUGCUACGCUCUAUUUUGUCUUUUGUGUUGACUCAUCUGAAAGUGAGUUGGGUAUUUUAGAUUUAAUACAAGUUUUUGUGGAAACCUUAGACAAGUGCUUUGAAAAUGUUUGUGAGCUAGAUUUGAUUUUCCAUGCUGAUGCAGUGCAUCACAUCUUAGCUGAGCUUGUAAUGGGCGGAAUGGUACUUCAAACAAAUAUGACUGAUAUACUAGCACGAAUAGAAGAACAAAACAAACUAGUGAAGCAGGAAGCGGGUAUUUCGGCGGCCCCAGCUCGUGCUGUAAGUGCCGUCAAAAGCAUGAACAUUCCACAACAAAUAAAGGAUAUUAAGCUUCCCGAUUUACCUCAAGCGAUCAAGGACUUGAAGUUCUGACCGAGCCAAAGUUCGGCCUCAGACAUUUUGGAAUCUUUUGUUUCCAGCAAUCUACCAUCUUCAUCAAUAAGUUCGGCAACGUUCGCUGCAUUUUCGACCACGGAUGUAGAUUAUUAUACGUUUUUACGUCAGAAUACAUACGAGCUCAUUGAUGACGAAAAUUCUGUAAGCAAUUUAUCUACACCUUGCUUUACUUCAACUAGUUACAACUCGGAUUACUAUCAACGGGAAACCGGGAAGAAAAUAGAAGCAGUGCUUUAUACAAAUCUAAAUAAGGACGUCGAUAGUUCCUUACCGAACGAACAUAUAAUGAACACCAACGUAGGAAUGGAGACUAGCAUGAAGUUAGUAAAACAGGCAUUUGAUAAAGGUAACGAAGCUGCUCAUAAGCAAAAGAAAAACAAAAAAGACGUCAAGUAUCUCUAAUUUGCAAGACUAACUGAGCUAAAUAAAUAUUCUCCAAAAAAAAUAAUUAAUACCUUUUCACCAUUCACUAAUUGCUUCUUAUAAAAACGUUCACGUUAAUACCUUCAAUAUUAUCGAUCGAUGAAGAUGUUUUAUUUGCUAUAAACGCGUAUCUUUGAUUAUAUAAAGUUUUAUGGAGGCCUACUUUAAGAAAAUAGCUGUUGCCUGCGUAACAAUAAUCAAAAUAAAUAAAUUAUGUUAUAGGUAAUUUAAA
This is a messenger RNA of Anastrepha ludens (Mexican fruit fly), 1408 nucleotides long. RefSeq names its product AP-3 complex subunit sigma-1 (gene or). The transcript is spliced from 4 exons. Lineage: Eukaryota; Metazoa; Arthropoda; Insecta; Diptera; Tephritidae. Bases 154 to 729 code for a protein of 191 amino acids. Gene Ontology annotation, cellular component: membrane coat; intracellular membrane-bounded organelle; AP-3 adaptor complex. Gene Ontology annotation, biological process: intracellular protein transport; Golgi to vacuole transport. The record is from RefSeq and is a predicted model, not a curated record.